This is a messenger RNA of Xenopus laevis (African clawed frog), 1625 nucleotides long. It is a transcript of the gene tnfaip6.S, whose product is annotated as TNF alpha induced protein 6 S homeolog. The transcript has 6 exons. Bases 150 to 950 code for a protein of 266 amino acids. The record is from RefSeq and is a predicted model, not a curated record. Lineage: Eukaryota; Metazoa; Chordata; Amphibia; Anura; Pipidae. Gene Ontology annotation, molecular function: hyaluronic acid binding. Gene Ontology annotation, biological process: negative regulation of inflammatory response; cell adhesion.
UAAUUGGACCAAGCUCACUGAACUCACAGUCGCAGAAAAAAAAAAAAUCUUUCUUAAAAAAAGGUCUGGUGGCCAGAUGUUUUAGAAGAAUUCAAGUCCGAUGCAGGAGUGGUUUCCCCUGGAAGACGUUCUAUUUAAAUUGUUGGAAGAUGAAAACAAUGAUAUUCUUAGUUUUAGUGUUCUUAGACGAAACGUUUGGAUGGGGAUUUAAGAACGGAGUCUUCCACAAUUCUAUAUGGUUGGAACAAGCAGCUGGAGUCUAUCACAGGGAAUCACGGAAUGGAAAGUAUAAACUUACCUAUAAGGAGGCCAAAGCUGUAUGUGGAUAUGAGGGAGGAAGUCUGGCUACGUAUGACCAAUUGGAAGCAGCAAGACAAAUAGGUUUUCACGUAUGUGCCGCAGGAUGGUUGCACAGAGGAAGAGUCGGCUAUCCCAUAGUAAAGCCAACAUUUAACUGUGGGUUUGGAAAGAAAGGCAUCAUAGACUAUGGAUUUCGGCUAAACAAGAGUGAAAGAUGGGACGCCUAUUGCUACAAUCCCCAAGCAAAAGAGUGUGGCGGAGUGCUCACAGAGCAAGAGCGAAUCAUUAAAUCCCCUGGCUAUCCAGAUCACUAUGAAAACGAUCAGAUUUGCUACUGGCACAUCAGAGUCAAUUAUGGCCAACGCAUUUUCAUAGAGUUUCUGGACCUUGACAUUGAAGAGUACAUUGACUGCCUUUCCGAUUACUUUGAAAUAUACGACAGUUAUGAUGACGUUCAUGGAUUAGUAGGGAGGUACUGUGGAUAUGAGAUACCUGAAAGCAUCAUUAGUACAGGUAACGUCAUGACUUUAAAGUUCCUAUCAGAUGGCUCAGUAACAGGAGGAGGUUUCCAGAUCAAGUACACUGCUUUAGAUUCAGAAAGAAAUGGAGCCAAUACAUCCUCUGAAGCUAACAACGAAUUAGAAUAUUGACAAUGCCGACAUAACACAUUCACAAUGUAUGAUUUUUUUGUGUCAAACAACACAAGGAAAGUCUUCAGUGGCAUAUCUUACAGAGAACUUACCUUUCUGCAUGAUCAGAACCUGGCAUUUAAUAUGCAUGGGACAUGGGCACACUAAAACUUCUACAAUCACAUAAAUUUAAUUGAUACUGAAGCUGGUACAGCUCUUAGGGUACAUCUCCAACUGACUAAAAGAGAUGAUGAUGAUGAUUACCUAUUUGAUGGACCCAAAUGUAAUCACUUUAUAAUUUAUCCAAUAACACCAUCAGAAUUUCACAAGUUCUGUCAUUAUAUCUUGAUUAUCCCAUAAAUGGAGGGGGGGCUUCUAUGAUGCACAGUUGUAGUUCUUAUAUGCAAGCUUUAUGCUUUUUAUGUGCUGGCAGGUCUUGUGAAAGUUUUGUUUUGUUAUGUUAUAUUGUUUCGUGUUGGGAAGAAUUUAGCUGUAUUAUGUUGGACUGUCCAUCCAAUUUACAGGCUAAGAUAAACCUGUAGCCAAAUAUUUUAAAUGUUCAUUCACAAUUUAACUGCCAACUCCUCUAGGGGUGCACUCUAUAAAAUGUGCCUCUAAACAAAAUAUUCUUCAUUCAUCCACCUGUUUAUCAUGUUGUCUACACUAAGGCAGUCAAAUAAAUGAUGAUAGAAAGAU